This is a messenger RNA of Melitaea cinxia (Glanville fritillary), 3491 nucleotides long. RefSeq names its product membrane-associated protein Hem (gene Hem). NCBI's taxonomy places the organism in Eukaryota, Metazoa, Arthropoda, Insecta, Lepidoptera, Nymphalidae. The record is from RefSeq and is a predicted model, not a curated record. The transcript has 2 exons. The coding region runs from base 32 to 3409 and encodes 1125 amino acids. Gene Ontology annotation, biological process: cell projection assembly; cortical actin cytoskeleton organization; cell morphogenesis. Gene Ontology annotation, cellular component: SCAR complex.
UCGAAGUGUAACUAUAAGAUAUACUCACAGAAUGUCUACUAUGUCGAGGUCAGUUCAUAUCAGCCAGCAAAAGCUGGCUGAAAAGCUUAUAAUUCUGAAUGAUCGCGGCAUCGGUAUGUUGACAAGAAUUUACAAUAUUAAAAAGGCUUGUGGAGAUGCCAAGUCAAAACCUGCAUUUUUAUCUGACAAAACAUUGGAAUCAUCCAUUAAGCACAUUGUGAGAAGGUUUCCAAACAUAGAUGUGAAGGGUCUCCAAGCAAUAACCAAUAUCCGAAAUGAAAUCAUUAAAUCACUUUCUUUGUACUACUAUACAUUUGUAGAUCUACUAGAUUUCAAAGACAAUGUGUGUGAGCUCUUAAACAUAAUGGAUGCUUGUCAGUUAACUCUGGAUUUGACAUUAAACUUUGAAUUAACAAAGAAUUACCUAGACCUGGUCACAACUUAUGUAUCUUUAAUGAUAUUGCUCUCCCGAGUAGAGGAUAGAAAAGCAGUGCUAGGACUAUUUAAUGCAGCUCAUGAAAUGGUUAGUAAUCAAAUGGAUUCCAGUUUCCCUCGCUUAGGCCAAAUGAUUGUUGAUUAUGAUACACCACUAAAGAAGCUCUCAGAAGAGUUUGUUCCACAUCAGAAAGUACUAUCAAGUGCUUUGAAUUCAUUGUGGCAUGUAUAUCCAGCAAGAAAUCUCACAGCAGAACAUUGGAGAUCAGAGCAAAAAUUGAGUUUAGUUAGUAAUCCCACACUGCUUUUAAAACCCUCAGAGACUAAUACAAUGUCAUGUGAAUAUGUCUCUUUAGAGUCACUGGAGAGAUGGGUCAUAUUUGGUUUUGCAUUAUGUCAUCAAAUGUUGCAACAAGACCAUGCUAAUAAGAUGUGGGUCAGUGCCCUGGAGUCUGGCUGGGUUGUGGCUUUAUUCCGUGAUGAAGUUAUCUACAUACACACUUAUAUUCAAAGUUUCUUUGAUGGUAUCAAAGGAUAUGGAAAGCGUAUUUCUGAAGUGAAAGAUUGCUAUCACCAUUCUGUGCAAAAAGCUGGAUACAAACAUAGAGAAAGACGAAAGUUUUUAAGAACGGCCUUGAAAGAAUUGGGACUAAUUUUAACUGAUCAACCUGGAUUAUUAGGACCUAAAGCAUUAUUGAUAUUUAUAGGUUUGUGUUAUGCAAGGGAUGAAGUGUUUUGGCUACUUCGCCAUAAUGAUAAUCCUCCACAAAAAGUCAAAGGAAAAUCUACUGAAGAUUUGGUAGAUCGUCAAUUACCAGAGCUUUUGUUUCACAUGGAGGAACUCCGAGCUCUUGUGCGGAAAUAUAGCCAAGUCAUGCAAAGAUAUUAUGUUCAGUAUUUAUCUGGGUUUGAUGCAGUAGCACUAAAUCUCAUGAUACAAAAUUUGCAAGUUUGCCCAGAAGAUGAAAGUGUCAUCUUGUCUUCACUUUGCAAUACUGCGGCUAAUUUGAGUGUAAAACAAGUAGAAAGUAAUGAACUUUUUGACUUUCGAGCAUUUCGUUUGGAUUGGUUUAGAUUACAAGCAUAUACAUCUGUUGCUAAAGCACAGUUGAAUUUGGUAGAUCAAAGAGAGUUGUCACAAUUUAUCGACAAAAUGGUAUUUCACACAAAAAUGGUGGAUAAUCUUGAUGAGAUUAUGGUAGAAACAUCAGACUUAUCUCUAUUCUGUUUUUACAGCAAAAUAUUUGAAAGUCAAUUUCAUCUGUGCUUGGAGUUUCCAGCUCAAAAUCGUUACAUUAUUGCAUUUCCACUUAUUUGCAGUCACUUCCAAAAUUGCACCCAUGAGCUUUGUCCAGAAGAAAGACACCAUAUCAGAGAGCGAAGUCUUUCUGUAGUUAAUAUUUUCUUGGAUGAAAUGGCAAAAGAAGCAAAGAAUAUCAUAACAACAAUUUGUGAUGAACAAUGCACAAUGAGUGAUAAAUUGCUUCCUAAACAUUGUGCACAAACAAUUGCCCAUCUAGCAAACAGAAAGAAAAAAGAUAAAAGUAAGAAGAAUCCAAUAGAAAUAAUUAAACCAGGAGCUGAAAGUUACAGAAAGACUAGAGAAGAAUUGACUACAAUGGACAAACUUCAUAUGGCAUUAACUGAACUGUGUUUUGCUAUUAAUUAUUGUUCAACUGUAAAUGUUUGGGAAUACACUUUUGCUCCUCGUGAAUAUUUACAUCAACAUUUAGAAACUAGAUUCUCAAAAGCAUUAGUUGGAAUGGUUAUGUUUAAUCAGGAUACAAGUGAAAUUGCUAAACCAUCAGAAUUGUUAGUCAGUGUGAGAGCAUACAUGAAUGUUCUUCAGACUGUUGAAAAUUAUGUGCACAUUGAUAUCACUAGGGUUUUUAACAAUUGCCUACUACAGCAAACACAGAACAUGGAUAGCCACGGUGAAAAAACCAUUGCUUCACUGUACACUCAAUGGUACUCUGAAAUUUUACUUAGACGAGUCAGUGCUGGCAGUAUUUGCUUUUCUAUGAACCAGAAAGCUUUUGUAAGCCUAUCGGCUGAAGGUGCUAUACCUUUUAAUGCAGAAGAAUAUUCGGAUAUUAAUGAACUACGAGCUCUAGCAGAGUUGGUAGGACCAUACGGCAUGAAAUUAUUAAGUGAAACAUUAAUGUGGCACAUAGCGAGUCAAGUUCAAGAGCUGAAAAAGUUAGUGGUGCAAAAUAAAGAAGUUUUGCUGAUGCUACGGACUAAUUUUGACAAACCAGAGAUAAUGAGAGAGCAAUUCAAGAGGCUACAACAUGUUGACAAUGUUUUACAAAGAAUGACCAUUAUUGGCGUUAUUUUAAGUUUCCGUCAAAUUGCACAAGAAUCAUUACUUGAUGUUCUGGAACGACGCAUUCCGUUCUUAAUAAGUUCUAUUAAAGAUUUUCAGCAGCAAUUGCCAAGCGGUGACCCAACACGCGUUAUUUCGGAAAUGUGUUCUGCAGCUGGUUUAUCUUGUAAAGUGGAUCCUACACUCGCAUCAGCUCUAAAGCAACAUAAAGCUGAAUUAGAAGAAGAAGAACAUCUCAUUGUUUGUUUGCUCAUGGUGUUCGUAGCGGUUUCUCUCCCGAGACUUGCUCGCAGUGAAGGAUCAUUUUACAGACCAUCAUUAGAAGGUCAUGCGAAUAACAUACACUGUAUGGCUCCUGCUAUUAAUCAUAUAUUUGGUGCUUUAUUUACAAUUUGUGGUCAGGGCGAUAUUGAAGAUAGGAUGAAAGAGUUUUUAGCUUUGGCUUCCUCGUCACUUUUGCGUCUUGGGCAAGAAACAGAUAAAGAAGCAAUAAAAAAUCGUGAAUCUGUUUACUUGCUUCUUGACCUUAUAGUUCAAGAGUCCCCAUUCCUUACAAUGGAUCUAUUGGAAUCAUGCUUUCCUUACGUUUUAAUUAGGAAUGCUUAUCACGAAGUCUAUAAACAAGAACAAAUGUUAUUGCAUUCAUAAUUCUAGUUAUUUAAAAGACAUGAGAUAAGUUAUAGAAUUACGUCAUAAUUGUCUUUAUUGCUUAAACACAGAUUGAAAAUAG